Tremella mesenterica DSM 1558 is the source of this 498-nucleotide messenger RNA. RefSeq lists its product as uncharacterized. The coding region runs from base 1 to 498 and encodes 165 amino acids. Lineage: Eukaryota; Fungi; Basidiomycota; Tremellomycetes; Tremellales; Tremellaceae. The record is from RefSeq and is a predicted model, not a curated record. The transcript has 2 exons. Gene Ontology annotation, biological process: positive regulation of mRNA splicing, via spliceosome. Gene Ontology annotation, cellular component: spliceosomal complex. Gene Ontology annotation, molecular function: RNA binding.
AUGUCCGUCGACACUUACAUUCCCAUUCCACGGACACCUACUCCUGAACCUCGUGAACGACGUGAUUCUCACGAAAUUAUUGGACGGCGUCGAUCGGAACCUAUCAGGGAAGCUCUCAACCCGCCUCCUCCCAGGCCCCGAAACGCUCCUCAGCGUGUCGAGCCGAACAGGGUUUUGGGAGUGUUCGGUCUAUCUGUUCGUACUCGCGAAAGUGACCUUGAAGAUGAAUUCAUGCGUUAUGGUGAUGUUGAGAAGGUUGUCAUUGUAUAUGAUCAGCGACAGUCGGACCGUUCGAGAGGCUUCGGUUUCAUCACCAUGCGAACCGUCGAAGAUGCCGAAAGGUGCAUCGAAAAGCUCAACGGGUUAAUGCUUCAUGGUCGUGCCAUUCGAGUGGAUUUUUCUGCCACUCAAAGACCCCACGCGCCUACCCCAGGAGAAUACAUGGGUGUCAAGAGGCCUCCUAGUGAGUUUAUCAGUGAUAUUGGCCAUGACCUUUGA